AUGGUGGAGGCAAGAGUGUUGGUGGUUGUGGCGGCUAUGGUUUGGGGAAUUUAUUCUGCAAAGCCCAAGAAAGUGGUGGUGCUGGGAUUUGGACAACAAGCUACCGCUCGGAGCGCUCUACCAGGCUACCCUGGCCCUCAAAGGAGUGGCCCAGAAAUUCGGUGGUUAUUGAUAUCUCAGCUUAGGCAUAUCAUCACGCUUUUAUCCACCUGCCCCAGUGGGUCCUUGAGGAAUGCCGAGAACCCCAUCAGAUGGAUUUUCUGGAGCGGAAGGGCUUGUCUACGCCUGCUGAACUGUAUAUUUGUUCGGCCUGCGGGAGAAAUGCAAGACCAAUUUGGAAUUGAAGAAGCAUUUUCAACAAUUAUACGAAAGGGAGAGGAAAAAGAAAUUGAACGGAAUGAAGAGUUUGAAGGGAAAGAAACGCGUUAG
Fraxinus pennsylvanica is the source of this 429-nucleotide messenger RNA. NCBI's taxonomy places the organism in Eukaryota, Viridiplantae, Streptophyta, Magnoliopsida, Lamiales, Oleaceae. The record is from the annotation of a GenBank genome assembly.